AUGGGUCUCCUCGGGUCAGCCAGCCGCUACAACCAAAAGUGUGCUGGAGAGGAGAAUUGGGUGGACAGUCGGACUAUUUAUGUCGGGCAUCGUGAACCACCUCCAGGCACUGAAGCAUACAUUCCACAGAGAUUUCCAGAUAACCGAAUAGUCUCAUCAAAGUACACUUUUUGGAACUUUGUACCGAAAAAUUUGUUUGAGCAAUUCAGAAGAAUAGCUAACUUCUAUUUUCUCAUUAUUUUCCUUGUUCAGUUAAUUAUUGAUACACCUACUAGUCCAGUUACAAGUGGACUUCCACUUUUAUUUGUCAUCACUGUAACAGCUAUCAAACAGGGUUAUGAAGAUUGGCUUCGACAUAAAGCUGACAAUGCCAUGAACCAAUGCCCUGUUCAUUUCAUUCAACAUGGUAAACUGGUUAGAAAGCAAAGCCGAAAAUUAAGAGUUGGAGACAUUGUGAUGGUAAAAGAAGAUGAAACAUUCCCAUGUGACUUAAUAUUUCUAUCAAGUAGUAGAGGAGACGGAACAUGUUUUGUUACAACGGCUAGUUUGGAUGGUGAAUCCAGUCAUAAAACUCACUAUGCUGUUCAAGAUACAAAGGCAUUUCACAGUGAACAAGAAAUUGAUGCACUGCAUGCUACCAUUGAAUGUGAACAACCUCAGCCUGAUCUUUAUAAAUUUGUUGGUCGCAUAAAUGUUUACCACGAUAGGAAUGAGCCUACUGCAAGGCCGUUAGGAUCUGAAAAUCUGCUUCUUAGAGGAGCCACUUUAAAGAAUACAGAAAAAAUCUUUGGUGUUGCUAUCUAUACCGGCAUGGAAACUAAGAUGGCAUUAAAUUACCAGGCAAAAUCACAGAAGCGAUCUGCUGUAGAAAAAUCAAUGAAUGUAUUCCUUAUUGUAUACCUCUGUAUUCUCAUCAGUAAAGCACUAAUAAAUACUGUCCUGAAGUAUGUCUGGCAGAGUGAACCGUUUCGUGAUGAGCCAUGGUAUAAUCAGAAAACGGACCCAGAAAGGAAAAGAAAUUUGUUUCUUCGAGCUUUUACAGACUUCCUUGCAUUCAUGGUUCUUUUCAACUACAUUAUUCCUGUAUCCAUGUAUGUCACUGUGGAAAUGCAGAAAUUUCUUGGUUCUUAUUUCCUUACAUGGGAUGAGGAAAUGUUUGAUGAGGACACAGGUGAAGGACCACUGGUGAAUACUUCUGACCUCAAUGAAGAGUUGGGACAGAUUGAGUAUGUCUUCACAGAUAAAACAGGAACGUUAACUGAGAACAACAUGGAAUUCGUAGAAUGUUGCAUUGAAGGGCACGUUUAUGUACCACAUGUUAUCUGCAAUGGCCAAAUUCUCCACGAUUGUACAGGCAUUGAUAUGAUUGAUUCUUCUCCAGGAGGAAGUGGAAAGGAGAGGGAGGACCUGUUUUUCCGAGCUCUUUGUCUUUGCCACACUGUUCAGGUAAAAGAUGAUGACAGCGUAGAUGGAUUGAAGAAAAACCGGCUUUCAAGAAGAUCUUGUAUAUAUAUUUCAUCAUCACCUGAUGAAGUUGCUUUAGUUGAGGGAAUACAGAGACUUGGUUACACCUAUCUAAGGCUGAAGGACAAUUUCAUGGAGAUCUUAAAUCGGGAAAAUAACGUAGAAAAGUUUGAAUUGUUGGAGGUUUUGAGUUUUGAUUCUGUGAGACGGCGAAUGAGUGUAAUUGUUAAGUCUUCAACAGGUGAUAUAUUUCUGUUUUGUAAGGGAGCAGAUUCUUCCAUAUUUCCUAGAGUUAAAGAAGGCAAAAUUGACCAAGUACGAUCCAGAGUUGAACGCAAUGCUGUGGAGGGACUGCGAACAUUGUGCGUUGCGUAUAAAAAGCUCACAGCAGAAGAAUAUAGCAACGCACAGAAGCUGCUUCAGAAUGCAAAGCUGGCCCUGCAGGACCGGGAAAAGAAAUUGGCAGAAGUGUAUGAGAAGAUAGAAAGAGAUUUUAUUUUACUUGGUGCUACAGCUGUUGAAGAUCGACUGCAAGAAAAAGCUGCUGACACUAUUGAAGCACUCCAGAAAGCUGGAAUUAAAGUUUGGGUUCUGACAGGAGACAAAAUGGAGACCGCUGCAGCUACUUGCUAUGCUUGCAAACUCUUCCGGAGAAAUACACAAAUACUUGAGCUAACCACAAAGAAAAUUGAGGAACAGAGUUUACAUGAUGUGCUUUUUGACCUAAGCAAAACUGUCCUUAGACACAAUGGCAGCUUAACCAGGGAUACUUUCUCAGGACUUUCAACUGAUAUGCAAGAUUACGGUUUAAUUAUUGAUGGAGCAGCAUUAUCAUUAAUAAUGAAACCAAGACAAGAUGGGAGCUCUGGUAACUACAGAGAGCUCUUUCUUGAAAUUUGCAGGAACUGCAGUGCAGUGUUAUGCUGUCGAAUGGCACCUCUGCAAAAAGCACAGAUUGUAAAAUUGAUAAAGUUAUCAAAGGAGCAUCCUAUCACAUUAGCAAUUGGUGAUGGAGCAAAUGAUGUCAGUAUGAUUCUAGAAGCACAUGUUGGUAUAGGAAUCAUUGGCAAAGAAGGUCGUCAAGCAGCGAGAAACAGUGACUAUGCAAUACCUAAAUUUAAACAUUUGAAAAAAAUGUUGCUUGUUCAUGGGCAUUUUUAUUAUGUUAGGAUAUCGGAACUUGUGCAAUACUUCUUUUAUAAGAAUGUCUGCUUCAUUUUUCCUCAGUUUUUAUAUCAGUUCUUCUGUGGGUUUUCACAACAGACUUUAUAUGAUACUGCGUAUCUAACACUGUACAAUAUCAGUUUCACUUCACUUCCUAUCCUCUUGUAUGGUCUAAUGGAACAACAUGUCAGUGCAGACACACUCAAGAGAGAGCCUUCCCUAUACAGAGAUGUUGCCAAGAAUGCUUUGCUGCGCUGGCGUGCAUUUAUUUAUUGGACAUUCCUAGGAGUGUUUGAUGCUGUGGUAUUUUUUUUUGGUGCCUAUUUCUUGUUUGACAACACAAUUGUGACCAGCAAUGGACAGCUAAUGACAACCAGCACUCACAUGGUGUUUGGAAACUGGACCUUUGGAACACUGGUUUUCACUGUGCUUGUAUUCACGGUUACAUUGAAGCUUGCACUAGAUACACACUACUGGACGUGGAUAAAUCACUUCAUGAUCUGGGGAUCACUGGUAUUCUACAUCAUCUUUUCUCUGCUCUGGGGAGGAAUUAUUUGGCCUUUUCUCAAUUAUCAGAGGAUGUAUUACGUGUUCAUGCAAAUGCUGUCUAGUGGUCCUGCGUGGCUGGGUAUAAUUCUGCUCAUAACUGUCAGCCUUCUUCCAGAUGUUCUGAAGAAGGUCUUAUGCAGACAGUUGUGGCCUACAGCAACAGAAAGAAUCCAGAAUGCAUCAAGGCACUGUCGGGAGCACAUCUCAGAAUUCACACCUCUUGCCUGUCUGAAAAGCCCAGGAUACAGGAGCAGUGACUGCAGCAAUUCCCCAGCAAGAAGGUCUAAUUCUCAUUCUAAAAAAAUGAUGUUUACGCACUGGAGAGGCGUUGAUUAUUCAAUACUUCCAUCUGUCUUUGGCUAUUCAAAUAAGCCUUGCCGUUCCAGUGCAGGCUACCGCUACAGUGAGUCAGGUUUGGAAACGUCAGUAUGACACACCACCAAGUCAAGCCUUUAAAAACUGUAUUUUUGUUUAUUUCUUCUUUCAGGAAACAAACGUGUCACAGAAAUAUAUUAAACUAUACGUGGCUUUUGCUGUCUGAGGUAAUGUUCAGACAAACAGGAUCAAGAGCUAGAAGUAUGAACCCUUCCAGGCCAAUAGGCCUCUUUUUAUGUUUUGAACUACUGGAGCAAUUGAACAAUCCGCACAGUCUGGUACUGUGAGACUGGUAGCACUAAAA
This is a messenger RNA of Opisthocomus hoazin, 3856 nucleotides long. The record is from RefSeq and is a predicted model, not a curated record. NCBI's taxonomy places the organism in Eukaryota, Metazoa, Chordata, Aves, Opisthocomiformes, Opisthocomidae.